GCCGGGAACGAAUUCGGCACCGGCGAUGGCAUUUGGUUUUUCCGGGAAACAAUACUCCACAACCAGCACAAGGACGGCUCUUGGGGGAUUCACCCUAAUUUGCUCCGGAAGGACGCACUCUCCUCCACUUUAGCUUGCGUCCUCGCCCUCAAGCGCUGGGGCAUUGGUAACCAACAUGUCCACAAUGCGCUCGGAUUUAUGGAGCGGCAGUCGGGUUGUCUGCGGGAUUCGAGCCAGCAAAACCCCGUCGGGUUCGACGUGAUAUUCCCGGCAAUGGUUGAGGCCGCUGCCGUGGAUUUCGAUCUCAGUCUCCCACUGGACGCCGGAGUCGUAGACCCUAUGCUUCGGAAAAGGGACGACUGGUUGCGAAUGAUGAUGACGACUUCUUCUUCGCGUUCCAAGGGACACAACGCCUACCUGGCGUACAUCUCGGAAGGGAUGGGGAAUUCCCGACGCCACUGGCAGACUGCGCUCAGCUUCCGGAGGAACAACGGCUCUAUUCUCAACUCGCCCUCCGCAACCGCCGCCGCCUUCAUUCACCUCCGCGAUUCCAACUCCCUCGAUUAUCUUGCAUCAAUAUUUGAUGAUGAUCAUCUCCUUCUCCCCGCCGCCGGAGUCGCAGCAGGUCUGGUCUAG
This is a messenger RNA of Linum tenue, 636 nucleotides long. NCBI's taxonomy places the organism in Eukaryota, Viridiplantae, Streptophyta, Magnoliopsida, Malpighiales, Linaceae. The record is from the annotation of a GenBank genome assembly.